AUGGAGACAUGCGGUUCACGCUUCACCGCAGCAGAGGGCGGAGCCAGACUUGCUGCGGUGGUCAGUAUGAAGAACACCAUUAUAACAGAACACUGUUCCUUUGUAACAACCAGACUAUUGUACGAAGAUGCCUACAAGAUACGCGGGUUAUUAAGCGAGGGUCGUCAAAGAUCAAUCUAUCUAACGAGAGCAUCUCGAAUUGCCUACGUAGCCUACGAAUUGAGUAUUUUAACAGACCUUGCCAUAGGACAGAGUGUAAAGUACGAAGAUAUCGAUGAUUGGAGUGCUCAGUUAGAGGAAAAAGAGGUCAUAGUGUGCACAUCGAACACUCUUCAGCGAGUUUUAAGGGAGGGUCUGCUUAGUAUACCAGUCAUAAAUGUCUUGGUUAUUGAUAGCUGUCAUUUAAUAUCUAUAGAUGAAGACUUGAAAUAUGUAAUGAACCUUUACAAGCAAUGCGAGGAGAGCAGUCGGCCCAGAUUAUUAGCUCUUACCUAUCCGUUAUUCACAUCUGUAAGUAAUGACAAUGAACAAUUAGAAAACGUUGUUAAAAAUAAUGAAGAGGGAGAAGAUAAGUCUGAUGUAGAAGAUGAUAAAAUUAGUGAUACAAAUAUAGUUAAUGCAGAUCAGGUAAUAGAUAAAAAUGAAACCAUAGAAAAUGUAAAUGAAAAUAAAGAAUUAGUCGAUGAAAAUAACGAAACUGUGGUUAGUGCAGAAAAUUCAAUGGUUGUUAUUAAAAAUAAGGAAUAUAGUAUAGGUGAUUAUCAGAAUGUUGAUGAUUUCGAAAUGUACGAGAAAUUAGGUUGGAAAAUCGAAGAGCUGGAAAAUGAUUUGAACUGUGAAAUGGAUUUAGCGGAAGACAUUGAUGGCGGCAAAAGGUUAUCUGCAACAAUAGCUAAACCAAAAGAGGUUAUAAUAGAAUUUGGCAAGCAGCUCUCGUUGGACAAUUUGCCGGACCUGUAUAAAGAGUUGGACCAGUAUAUGAGGGAUACAAUACGGGAUGCUAUGGAUUUUAUUAAUGAACAUAGGUAUGAUCCAAUGGAGAUUUAUGGCGAGGAGCUUUUUGAAGAAUUUAUGAAUAUACCAGACCCUACAAGAGAACCUAAGGAGUUAUUCUAUCAAUUCCUUUACAUUUUGGACGAAUUAGGUCCAUACGCUGCUGAUAAGGCAGCAUUCUACUUGCUGACUAAAUUGGAGAAAUUGAAAGUGAAAGUCCCGUAUGAAAGACACUUCUUAUUAUUAUGUAUGUGUACAUCUCUCCUCAUUAAGAUCCGUGCUUUUGCAGAUAAUAUAUUUUCACAGUUUAACGAUUGGGAGAAAAUACAGACGUUUUGUACACCGAAACUACUAAGAUUUGCCGAAAUACUGGAACAAUUCCGACCAACAGAGAGCAACAAAAUCGACGAAAAUAGAGUUGAUAGUUCAGAAAACGCAAUUGAUAGUGCCAAAUCUGAAAUAAACACUUCGAAAACUACAAAUAUGUUGAAAGCUAUCAAUGAUUGCGAUUUCAUUACUCUCGGCAACAAAAUUGAAGACCGCGUUAACACUUACGAGGCUAAUUUGAAGGAACUUGAAAAUGUUCCAGAUGAGUGCGGAAAUACAGUGGAUAGUUGUGGAAAUAAAAGUGAUAGUUCAUUGAGAAUUGUAGAAAUAAGUUCGAAUAGUAAUAGUGAAGUGAAGAAAGACGACAGUAAACUUUAUAAUGAUACAAAUAAAGUUGAUAGUUGGCAAAGUGGCACAAAACCUGACAGAAAUAUAAGUAUUAUGAGAGGUACAAGGCACAGGGUUAGAGGAAGAGGAAGGGUCCCGCGAAAUAAUCCCGUCAGGAUUCAGCAGGCCCAACAAAAUCCCGACGCUUUAUGCGGCAUUGUUUUUGUAAAGGAGCCUCUGAUGACAAAAAUUCUAUUUAUGCUGAUUGUGGAUAUGACCAGAAGCAAGCCAUCUUUAAACCACGUCUCUGCCCAGUACUGUGCUGAUGAAACAACCGGAAGCGAGUUAAAGGAGUGCCAACGUCAGAGCAGGAAGCAAGAGGAUGUAUUGAAGAAAUUCCGUAUGCAUGAAUGCAAUCUUCUACUUGCCACGCCCGCGUUAGAGGAGGGGAUAGAUCUGCCUCGGUGCAACCUCGUAGUCCGUUGGGACGUUCCACCUUCAUACCGAUCACAUUCACUAUGCAGAGGACGGGCGAGAGCGCCACGUUCGGCUUUGGCUUUGUUGGCCGAAGCACCUGAAUAUAGCAAGCUCUUGCUACAUCAUUUGGCUAUUUAUCGAGAGCUGGAUCAAAUUAUUAGCAGGAAAUGCGGCUGUGGUAUACAAGACGAGCCUCCGCCUGAGGAAGAAAAUCACGCAGAUGAUUUUACACUAGUUGUUAAGGCGUACUCACCUGUAGAAACUAAAGCAGUCACUUCCCUUAAGGACAUCGAAGUCAAUCUAGCCAAAAAUGUAUCUAAGAAAUGUCUACAAGAAUUGAUUAAGGUUAUAUGUGAAAGAAAGAUCAUCAAUACCGAAACAGAAGAUGUUAAAAAUAUAAUUAAAUACCUUAAAGAAUCUGAACCUGAAGUUAUUGAAGGCAAUUGUAAAGACAAAAUUGAAACUAACUCCAGUUUAGACAAAUCAGAAGAGAAAAAAGAGAAAGAAGAUUCUGUAUUGAUAAAUGGAAAGAAAAAUUCUGAAGAUAGUCUAAGUGAAAAUGAAAUAAAGAGUUUUGUUGAUAAAAUUGAAACUAUCCAAGAAUCAAGAAAUAUCAAAAAUGAUAUAAUUACAGAGUUAGUUAAACAAAUAGAUUGUAUACAUAUAGACUCAAGAAAUGAUAGUAGCAAAUUUCAAGAUAAUAAAGAUAGUGUUAAUGAUAAUAGUGAUAAAAGUGAAAGUUUUAAAGAGAUAGUUGAGAAUGUGAAUCAGUGUAUAGAGAGUUUAUCAGUGGAUAGUUCCAAAGAUAGUGUAAAUUGUAAAACAGAGACAGGUGUUAAAAGUAGUGACAGUGACUGUGUUGUCAGUGUAGAUCUCAGUACCGCUAUUGCUCUGAUAAAUAGGUAUUGUGGUAAACUACCAUCGGAUACAUUCACUCGCCUCGCUCCUCAGUGGUGGAUGGAGGAGGUGCUACUGCCAGACAGAGAUGGGAAUAUGCGGAAAGCUUUCAUCUGUACCCUUCGGCUGCCUCUUAACUGCCCUGUAAAAUAUAAUAUUGUGGGACACCCUAUGCCGACCAGAGUUCUAGCCAGACGUAUGGUGGCCCUACAGGCGUGCAGGAUUUUGCACAAGUCUGGGGAACUUGACAAUCAGCUGAUGCCCAUUGGUAAAGAGAACUUCAAAGCUGCAGAGCUGGAGGGGGCCAGCAACUCGGUUAAUAACUGUGCUAAUAUCAAUGGUGAUGCAACUGAGCUCAACGAUUCAGCUAGACCGGGCACUACUAAGAGACGUCAAUAUUACUUUAAACGGACAGCGUGGGCGUUCACCGAUUGUCAGCCGGUGAUCGACGCCAGUGAUUCGGAGAUCGAUUCACCUGACAGCGUACAGCGGGAUGCUGAGCCAAAGCAAGAGGUUAAGUCUGAUGCCAAGCGCAACACGCUGUACGCGAUAGACUCGCGGCUGUGGUGCGCGCUGCCGGAGCGCUACAACACGCGCGGGCGGCGCCUGCACGCGCCGCAGCACGCCAGCCAGGCCAUCGGCAUCCUCAUGGCGCGCCACCAGCCCGACAAGCUGCAGAUCCCGGCGUUCCCGGUGUACACGCGGUCGGGCGAGGUGCGCGUGCAGGUGCAGCUGGCGCCGCGCGCCGACGUGCGCCUGUCCCCGAGGCGAGCUCGCCUGGUGCGCAGAUUCAUGCGUUUCGUGUUCUCCGACGUGUUGAGGGUGCGCAGGCGUGGCAUGAAGCUGCAGAGCGAGGGCUCCACUCACAACAACUAUUACGUAGUGCCUACAAUUAAAACGACAAAGGAAGACGGUACAACAAUGGUUGACGUGGACUGGGGAUUCUUGGAGUUAAUAUACAAGUACACAGAAGAAAAGAAGAGCUUGGAAGUGGAGAAACCGCUCCUCUUUCAACAGGACGAGGAGGAAGAUGACGAGCCCUUAGAGGACAAGAUGUUGGAAAGGGCCAAGGGGAAGGAUAAAGACGGGAAAGUGAAGAAGAUGGAAAAUCCCCUGCUGAAGCCAGGGGAGACGUUUGUUUUCGAUCCCGAGAAGUAUAAGGAAGCGGUUGUCACGCCGUGGUACAGGAAUCAAGAUCAACCACAAUUCUUCUUGGUGGCGGAAAUCUGUUGGAAUCUAACCCCGGAUUCUGCUUUCCCGUCGGCCACGCACACUACGUUCCGGGAUUACUAUAGCACGAAGUAUGGCGUGGAGCUCACGCAACCGAACCAACCUCUACUAGACGUCGACCAUACCAGCGCUAGAUUGAACCUUCUGACACCCAGGUACGUGAACCGCAAGGGAGUGGCGUUGCCAGUGUCCUCGGAGCGCACGCGGCGCGCCAAGCGGGACCGGCUGGACCAGAAGCAGAUCCUGCUGCCCGAGCUGUGCCGCGUGCACCCCUUCGCCGCGCCGCUCUGGUUCGCCACCGUGGCCUUGCCCUGCGUCCUCUACAGAAUAAACGCUCUGCUGAUAGCGGACGAGAUACGUCGCGCCGUUGCAAUAGACGUGGGCCUCGGUAUACCCAAGAUAGACGAGAGCACGUGCCCCGGCUUCCAAUGGCCUCCCCUGGACUUCGGCUGGAGCUUGGCAGAAGUACUAAGCGCUGACUCCGAGAAGAACGAGAAAAAGAAGGACGAAGAAGAUCCAAGCAUAAGAGAGCAGAAGGAAAGGGAAUUGCGGGAGAAAGAAGAGAAUGAGAGGAUAGCAAGAGAGCAAGAGGAGCAGAAUAAGAAAGAGACGGAAAAGACUAUAAAUGAUAUACUACAAGAGAAGGAAGACGCCGCUAGUGGUUUCGAAAUAGGCACGUGGAGUAACGACAUGGCCUCUUCUAUACCGGAGACGGUGGAGUUCGAUGACUAUCUGGAGCCGCUGCCUCCUAACCUCACCUUCUGCACUUCGGCUUCUGGCGGCGGUAACUGGAGCGACCCUAUAGAGAAGCCCAAAAUGCAAUAUGGUGGGUCACGGACCUUCUCAAUGGCCGACAGCGACUGCUCCUAUAUGUCCAGCGACUUCGAUACGGACGAUUCGGAUUUGAACUCGGAAGGUAGUGACGAGGACACCGACACUAGCGGCUUUUGCAGCAGUAAAAACUCCAACGCGGCAAUGGGCGUGCGCAUCGAGUACAAGACGGCGCGUGAAGCGGAAGCUGUGGACCUGGAGCGAGUGCAGAGCGCGCCCGCCGCGCCGCAGCCCAGCCGAGAGGAGGACGAGCGGGACCGCGCCCAGCACCGCGCCGCACUGCGAGCCGCAGCACCGCCGCCACUAUACAUCGAACAGUUCCGCGAAUCCGUAACAAAGCACAAGAAAGAGAUAGUAGACAAAGGAUUCUUAUUAGACAAGGACAAACCGAUAACCGAACUGCUACCCGAAGCAUCGAGAGACUGUAUAGAGAAACUCAACGCCCAAACGAAACCGGCAGUGAAUUUGAAAGAAGUUGAGGAAAUAUUUCCGUACGGUUCUGAGGAAUUGAGCUAUUCUGACGGACAAAUUACGAUAGAGAGUAUAGAGAAGAACAAACGCCUUAUUCUAUCGAAAUUAAAGGAGUCUCUACCCAAAGAGGAUAUCAAGAGAAUGAACUGCUUCUCUAUGAAAGACGUCGACAUUGACUCCCCGGAUUACGUGAACGAAAAGGUUGUGAACGUUGGUUUUGACACUAAAGAUAGUUAUAAAGAGAAGAUCGAACAGUGGGAUAGCAAAAGGGAAUUUAAACCUUAUUACCAGGAGGGGAGGGUGCAGAAUGGCAAGGAGUUCGACUUUGAUUAUCAGCCAGAUUUGGAAGGCCACCCGGGGCCGAGCCCUAGUGUUAUUUUGCAGGCAUUAACCAUGUCGAACGCGAACGACGGUAUCAAUCUGGAGCGGCUGGAGACCAUAGGCGACAGCUUCCUAAAGUUCGCCAUAACGGCAUACCUCUACUGUGCACACCCCACCGUCCACGAGGGGAAGCUAAGCCAUAUGCGGAGUAAGCAGGUUUCGAACCUGAACCUGUAUCGUUUGGGGGUGCGAAGGCGGUUGGGCGCGCGCAUGACGGCGUCCAAAUUCGAGCCGCACGACAACUGGCUGCCGCCCUGCCACCGCGCGCCACACGCGCCCCAAGCACCGCCCCGCCAACCCAGCGAGACGCAAGAGCAGCCAGCCAUUGGAGAUGGCCCCGUCGAUAGCGCUGGAUGUUUCAUCCCGUACAACUUGAUCACGCAGCACAGUAUACCGGACAAAUCGAUAGCCGAUUGCGUGGAGGCAUUGAUCGGGGCUUACCUCCUCGAAUGUGGACCCCGCGGCGCUUUGCUGUUCAUGUCCUGGCUGGGAAUAAGGGUGCUGCCUCGUCACGAUCUCCCGUUGCCGGAAAAUCAUCCUUAUGUCGUGGCGCAUAAAAACGAUCGCGAUGAUGCGCCGGCUCCAGUUGUAGAGAAGUGCCCGUCACCGCAUCUACCGAAACGGGAACCCCGUGACUCUGACUCUGAUUGGAGCGAGGAAGAGGAGGAGGAUGAAGAAGAGGAGGUAGAGGAGCAGUGCGGGCCGCAGGAGUUGGGACCCGAAGAGGAGUGGGGCUGGCCCGGUAGGCCCGUGGGCUCCCUCAAACCGUACCUGCGAUCUGGGACGUGGUACCAACCAAUUUUCGGUGCACUGAAGGCGCCGCCCUCGCCGCUUCUAAGGUACAUAGAGGAUCCUGAGGGAGAGUUGGAGCAAAUGCUGUCAGGUUACGAAGCGCUGGAGCGCACGCUGCAGUACCGGUUCGCGGACCGCGCGCUGCUGCUGCAGGCGCUCACGCACGCCUCGCACCAGCGCAACCGCCUCACCGACUGCUACCAGCGCCUCGAGUUCCUCGGCGACGCCAUAUUGGGUAAUAUUACACUUACAUUCUAA
Messenger RNA from Parnassius mnemosyne (clouded apollo), 6984 nucleotides. NCBI's taxonomy places the organism in Eukaryota, Metazoa, Arthropoda, Insecta, Lepidoptera, Papilionidae. The record is from the annotation of a GenBank genome assembly.